CCUUCUCUCCCUUCUCUCCAAUUCUGCUUGUAAUCUCUUUGUUCAUCUUCAUUGUUUCAUUAACAGCUAAACGAUUCCGGGCAUAAUUGUCAACGAGUAUAAAUAAUAAACGAUUAAUAAUAAUAUUUUUUGAGUGAAAAAAGAAACGAUAAUUCGUGAUUAAUAAAAAGUUUUGUGCAUAAAUUAUUAUUAUUAUCAAUAUGGACGAUCCUCUGCUUUCGGUUUCAGAGGAUUUCCUAUUAAGGAAUAUAAUUGGAUCAUUAUAUGUAAAUGAAUCAUCACCUGCUUCACCACAGGUUUUGGAAUUUUUGGAAGCACGUGAAAAAACAAGUCAUUUAGGUGCAAAGAAAAAUGAAAAACAAUCAUUGGAAGAAUUCUCUCAAGGAAAGCAGGCGCUGAAUAGAAAUGACAAUAAAAAAGCUCUGUCUCUGUUCAACAAGGCACUGGUCUCAGCACCUGGUUCUUCAAAACAUAUCGCAUCAUUUUACAAAGAACGUUCAAUAGCACUGCAAAAAUUGAAAGCAUAUUCGGAAUCAUUGCAAGACAUUGAGAGGGCUCUAAAAUUGACAGAAUCUCAAGAAGAAAAAAAUGAUUUGGAAAAAAGAAAAACAAUAAUUCACGCAUUGAAUUUAAAAGAUACUCUAAACAGAUUGUCCGUCACUCCCAAAGAUGUUGAUGAACAACAAGAAGAAAUAACAUACGGUGAGAGUAAAGAAUUAGUUGGAGUCUCUAGUGCACUCGCUUUAGAGUACAAUGCAAAAUUUGGACGACAUUAUGUUGCAACACAAAACAUUAACGUUGGCGAUGUUCUAAUGAUACAAAAACCAUAUGUACACGUACUAUUCCCAGAGUUUCUUUUGGGAUAUGCUCAAAUUGAAAAUUCAUGUUGUGACAAUUGUCUUACUUCAAUUUUAAAUCCAAUUCCCUGUGAAGAUUGCGUAGCCGUUAUUUAUUGUUCGGAGGAAUGUAAAUUAAUUGAUUUUAAAAAAAUGCACAAAAUUGAAUGUCAAGUUACUCGAAGAUUUCCAUCGAUGUCACGAGAUUUAGCUCUGAGAUCACUUAUCAAAGCGACCAAUAAGGGAAAUAAUUUAGAUGAGAUUUACAGCAAAAUGAGGAGAAUAGGAAAGUGUAAAGACAGAACAAGUGGUUUCAAUGACGGCAAAUUAGAUGGCAUGAAACCUGAAGCUUUACUCAGUUUAUCAAGCUACACGGAUAACUUGAAGGAUACACACUUGGUGAAUGCUGCUAUUGUUGCCGAUACUUUAAGAAAAGACACUGACUUCUUAAAAGGACGAGCGACUUAUGAUAAUACAGUUAAAAUAGCAUAUCUGUUUCUGCAAUUAAGCUACAUUUGCCAAAUGAAUAAUUACGGAAUACGAAAACAUAGUUUCACAAAUAGAAUUGCAUUGGCAAUGUACCCAGUAUUUAAUUAUUUAAAUAAUUCAUGCGCCAAUAAUGCAUUGUGGUACGAUAAUAAGAAUAAAAAAAUAUUGCGAGCUUGCAAAAACAUUAAAAAAGGAGAACAGGUUUGUGUAGCUUAUUUGACAAAUGAAGUGAUAGUACGCACAGCCGCUGAGAGAAAACAGUUUUUCAAUGAAUACAAAUUUUUCAAUUGUGAAUGCGAGGCAUGCAUAAUGAAUUAUAAUUUCAAGUGUGAAUUGAAAGGACGUUUAAAAAUUUCACCACAAUUAAAAAGGAAAUUAAGUAACAAGCCAAAUGAUACAAAAAGUCUUUGGGAACUAUUAAAAUUAGUUGUGAACGAAUAUCCUGGACCGUGUUUGGAAGGAAAACGAAUAGAAUUCGCACUUGUUAAUGCUCAUUUAGGAGCCAGUAAUGAGGAGGUUCCUAACACUUUAAGAAUGUUGAAACUUUUGUAAAAAAAGAAGAUUCUACAAAUCACUGCUAAGAAUUGAGGAAUUUAUUUUUAUUACCUUUUUUUAAUACCAUAAAUAUUACUAAAUGUGGAUAAUAAUUUUAAUACAUUAUAAUACAUUGUAAUAAUCUAACUAUUAGAUAUUAUUUAAACUAUUGCUCUUGAUAAAUAAUCACUAUUUAAUAAUGUAAAAAUGUUACAUUUGUUUUCUGUCGAGUUUAAACAUUAACAAUCUAUGAAGAAAAAAAAAUCAUACAUAACAAUUACUUUCAAGAAACAAGAAAGUUAAUUUAUAUUAUUUAAUCCAAAAAAGAUAGUGUACUUGAAGUGAUGUUUAAACGUCAAAAAAAAAUUCGUUCAACGAGAAACAAUGAAGCUUCAAAAGCAUUUACGAUUAUAUUUUGUUUUUACGUUCAGCUCUUCAAACAUGAGUACUUUAUUGUGUUUUAGUCUUUAAAACAUUAACUUAAGCACAUCAAAAAAUAUGUAUAAAAAUUCAACAAAUUUGUUUAAUAAAUAA
Messenger RNA from Leptopilina heterotoma, 2393 nucleotides. RefSeq names its product SET and MYND domain-containing protein 4-like. Gene Ontology annotation, molecular function: protein binding. The transcript is spliced from 6 exons. NCBI's taxonomy places the organism in Eukaryota, Metazoa, Arthropoda, Insecta, Hymenoptera, Figitidae. Bases 201 to 1877 code for a protein of 558 amino acids. The record is from RefSeq and is a predicted model, not a curated record.